Molecule: messenger RNA, 1523 nt
Organism: Cutaneotrichosporon oleaginosum
Lineage: Eukaryota; Fungi; Basidiomycota; Tremellomycetes; Trichosporonales; Trichosporonaceae
Biological process (GO): magnesium ion transport
Cellular component (GO): membrane
Molecular function (GO): magnesium ion transmembrane transporter activity
Source: RefSeq, a predicted model, not a curated record
CCGCAACCCCCGCCCUAGCCCCGAGGCUCAGCGCUGACAACAGACGACCCUUCCCUGGAUUGUCCACUCUCUCUAACUCUCUGCCCGAGUCAUCAAUCUCAUUCUUCCUCUUCUCCAUCCUCCUCCUCCUCCUCCUCUCCCUCUCUCUCCAUCCUCUCCACCUACCCCGCCCGCCAGCGCCAUGAUCGAGGAGAAGUACAUCGGCCUCGGACUGGCGAUCAGCUCGUCAGCUGCUAUUGGCACCUCGUUCAUCAUCACCAAGAAGGGCCUGAACGACGCAGCAAGCCGACCAGCAGACUACCCACACAGCCAUCAGCGACAGACGCAGUCGCGCAAUGCCUCCGAGGACUUUGCAUACCUCCAGAACCCGAUCUGGUGGGCGGGCAUGAUUACGAUGGUCGUGGGAGAAGUGGCCAACUUUGCCGCGUACACGUUCGCGCCCGCGAUCCUAGUUACGCCGCUGGGCGCCAUGAGUGUCAUCAUCGGAGCCAUUCUAGCGUCCGUUUUCCUGGACGAGCAGCUCGGCAGGUUGGGCAUUUGUGGGUGCGCGUCCUGCAUCAUCGGCUCGGUCGUGAUCAUUCUGCACGCGCCGAGCGACAAGGAGGUGGACACGGUCGACGACAUCCUCAAGCUCGCGGCACAGCUGCCCUUCCUCACUUAUCUCACCAUCGUCACCGUGUUCAGCACGUUCAUGAUCUUCCGCGUCGCCCCCCGAUACGGCCAGACCAACCCCAUGGUCUACCUCUCCAUCUGCUCAUUAGUCGGCAGUGUCUCGGUCAUGGCGAUCAAGGGGUUCGGCAUUGCGCUCAAGCUCACAUUUGCGGGCAAUAACCAGCUCACGCACUUUACGACCUACCUGUUUGGCGCUGUGGUGGUUGGGUGCAUUCUGGUUCAGAUGACCUACUUCAACAAGGCCCUAGACACCUUCUCUACCAACGUAGUCAACCCGAUCUACUACGUCUUCUUCACGACGGCGACGAUUAUUGCGUCCGCGAUCUUGUUCCAGGGGUUCAACACGACUGACGCCGUCAACACAAUCUCGCUGCUGUGCGGCUUCCUCAUCAUUUUCAUGGGCGUCUUCCUGCUCAACAUGAGCCGCAAGCCCGAGCCCCCUCACCACACCUCGUCAAUCGAGACGGGCCUCAUGAACCCACGAAUGAGCAUGAGUGGGCGCAUGAGCAUCGAGUCACAGGGCGCCCCGCUCUGGAACUAUGCGUCGGUCGGGCAGGCCCCGCCCGCAUAUGCCGAGGGGCAGAACGCGCAGCAUGGGCGCAGGUCGCGCUUGUUCCGUGAACAGAACAGCACCCUGUUCAACGCAUUUGAGGAGGAGGGUGUCGCACUCACCCAGCUCCCAGAGGAGAGCGAUGAGGACGACGACGACCGUGACCGCCGCGACUACGCCAAGCGCUCUCUCGUCGGCCGGCGCGAUGUUGAUGGCGGCAGGCAUCCCGCUUACGAGGUCUAACCCGUUGUAUGCCGGAAUCUAGAUGUGGCCGGCACCACAUGCAUGCUUUAUUGUCCAA